CUUCUCUCCCCUCCCUCCCUUCAGUUGGCCGCAGGAGCCUGGGACUCCACCCGGGGAGCUCCUUACCCACAGGCCUGCUGACCCACCGGCUUAGGAGCGCCCAUCAAGCUCUGGGAAUGUGCCUGGGAGAGGCAGCCUGAGAGGCGGGUGGAGCAGCAGAGCAGCAGCCACCGGAGGCAGCACACAGGUCAGCGUGGAGGUGCCGGGCCACCAUGCUCAGUCUCAAGCUGCCCCAGCUCCUUCAGGUCCACCAGAUCCCCCGGGUGUUCUGGGAAGAUGGCAUCAUGUCUGGCUACCGUCGCCCUACCAGCUCGGCCUUGGACUGUGUCCUCAGCUCCUUCCAGAUGACCAACGAGACAGUCAACAUCUGGACCCACUUCCUGCCCACCUGGUACUUCCUGUGGCGCCUGCUGGCGCUCGCGGGGGGCCCUGGCUUCCGGGCGGAGCCAUACCACUGGCCGCUGUUCGUCUUCCUGCUGCCCGCCUGCCUCUACCCCUUCGCGUCGUGCUGCGCGCACACCUUCAGCUCCAUGUCGCCCCGCGCGCGUCACAUCUGCUACUUCCUGGACUAUGGCGCGCUCAGCCUCUACAGCCUGGGUUGUGCCUUCCCUUAUGCCGCCUACUCCAUGCCGGCAUCCUGGCUGCACGGCCGCCUGCACCAGCUCUUUGUGCCCGCCGCCGCCCUCAAUUCCUUUCUGUGCACCGGCCUCGCCUGCUACUCCCGGUUCCCCGAGCUAGAAAGCCCUGGGCUCAGUAAGAUCCUCCGCACAGCUGCCUUCGCUUAUCCCUUCCUGUUUGACAACCUCCCUCUCUUCUACCGGCUUGGACUGUGCUGGGGCAGGAGCCACAACUGUGGGCAGGAGGUACUGAGCACCAGCCAUGUCUACCACCUCCUCUGCGCGCUGCUUACUGGCUUCCUCUUCGCCUCCCAUCUGCCUGAGCGGCUGGCACCAGGACGCUUUGACUACAUCGGCCACAGCCACCAGCUAUUCCACAUCUGUGCUGUGCUGGGCACCCACUUCCAGCUGGAGGCAGUGCUGGCCGAUAUGGGAUCCCGCCGAGCCUGGCUGGCCAUGCAGGAACCCGCCCUGGGUCUGGCAGGCACUGUGGCCACACUGAGCUUAGCAGUGGCCGGUAAUCUACUCAUCAUUGCUGCCUUCACAACCUCCCUAUUUCGGGCCCCCAGUACCUGCCCCCUGCUGCAAGGUGGCCUGCUGGAGGCGGGUACGAAGGACAAAUACCAGUGAGGCCCCAUCUCUAUGCCUACCCUGGAGGGAGACAGGGGCCAGGCCUGGUGCUGCAGAGGAGCCUGAUAAAGUGGCACACUUCUGAGCCUGGAACCAAGAGUGGCUGAAGAAAGAGUGCAGGGGAGAGAAGGCAGAGAGGAGAGGAGCUAGGGAUGCUGGCAGAGAGCAGGCUGGUCAGUGCAGGUGCUCUGGAAGGGACUGGGGGAAGUGCUGAGGGUCUGAGAGGGGAGGUGCAUGUGUCUAGGCUGGGAUGGAGAGGUGUUGGGGUCCCUUUGUCUGGUCCCAUUUCUGGUGCUCCUGAAGGCUCUGCUUAGCCCAGGGAAGAACUAACACAACUAACUAACUACCCUGAAUGCUUGUUAACCAGGCCGGGAGGCCCACUACUGCCCCCCCACCCGACUAGGCAGUGCUGUGUGCUCUCUGUCCCGGCCAGAGCCAUGUACUCAAGGUGACUUUGGGGUCUGGAUCUAUUUGGGUGUCCCAUGGUGCAGUGUGCUGAGGUGGGGCGAGGGGUGCUGGGCUAGAGGUGGGAACCCUAGGUGGACUUCAGGAAGCCACCUUUAAUGCUUCUGGAACAAGGCAAGUACAAACCAAUAAAUCAACAGACUCUGAGAAACAA
This is a messenger RNA of Manis javanica (Malayan pangolin), 1866 nucleotides long. RefSeq names its product progestin and adipoQ receptor family member 6 (gene PAQR6). NCBI's taxonomy places the organism in Eukaryota, Metazoa, Chordata, Mammalia, Pholidota, Manidae. Gene Ontology annotation, molecular function: signaling receptor activity. Gene Ontology annotation, cellular component: membrane. The record is from RefSeq and is a predicted model, not a curated record.